Messenger RNA from Clavispora lusitaniae ATCC 42720, 495 nucleotides. The record is from RefSeq and is a predicted model, not a curated record. Lineage: Eukaryota; Fungi; Ascomycota; Pichiomycetes; Serinales; Metschnikowiaceae.
AUGAUCUCGUCCCCUAAGAAUGCAGGCGAUAUCACCGUAAUGUCAGGCAAAUGUGUUCCGCCUGCCGAUGGGGUGGUUGGAAACAAUCACAUCUCCGGGCUUGAGUUUGCCCUUCCAGAGAUUCGCUUGGAAACCAAUGCAUGUAGACAUGGAUCCGAGAUGCACAGGAACAUGGGGGGCGUUUGCCACAAGAUUUCCCUCGGCAUCGAACAAAGCGCACGAAAAGUCCAAUCUUUCCUUGACAUUGACCGACACAGACGUUUUUUGCAAGGAAGCACCCAUCUGCUCGGCAAUGUCCAUGAACCUGUGGCCGAAGAUGGAAAGCAACACGGGAUCAACCGACUCUGUUGGGAUAUUCUUCUGGUCCGCAAGGCUCUUCUUCUUGGACGAAUCUAUGGUGACCACCAUGUGACUCUUCAAGAUAAGAGCGUUUGCGGCAGGCGGAAUCAAGUUUGUCUGAGUUCCGUCAGCAACAAUAGCAGGUCCAUGCACUAA